Messenger RNA from Aspergillus terreus NIH2624, 744 nucleotides. RefSeq names its product SGNH/GDSL hydrolase family protein. NCBI's taxonomy places the organism in Eukaryota, Fungi, Ascomycota, Eurotiomycetes, Eurotiales, Aspergillaceae. Bases 1 to 744 code for a protein of 247 amino acids. The transcript has 4 exons. Gene Ontology annotation, molecular function: hydrolase activity, acting on ester bonds. The record is from RefSeq and is a predicted model, not a curated record.
AUGACCAGCUUCAACGCCAGCUUGGAGCAACCAUCGUCAUCCAAUCCUAUGGGAAACCCUGUCCUUGCUACCGAAUACAACAAGACAUCCCUUUUGAGCUACAACCUCGCAGUUGGGGGAGCGACUCUUGACAAUAAUAUCGUGGCAAACCCAGGUUAUCCCUACGAUGUUGUCUCGCAAGUGGGUCUCUUUGAAUCGGUCUACAAGAGCAAGCCGUCCUAUGCUCCCUGGUCUUCUUCCAAUGCAGUAUUUGGAUCGUGGAUUGGAGUCAACGACGCUGGAAAUUCAUGGUGGUUUUCGGACCCCCAGAACUUUACAUCUGUGUGGGCAAACAAGUACGAGUCCUUAUUCGAGCAGAUAUACAGGGAUGGAGGGCGCAGGUUCUUGAUCUUAAACGUACCACCAAUUCAGCGCAGUCCUUUUUGGGAAAGUCAGGGAACGGAUGCUGUCAACCAGCUUGCGACUUAUCUGCCCAUACUCAAUAAGGCUAUUGCGAAUUUUGCGCGAGACUUCAAAAGACGCCAUCGAGAUGCUACGGUCUUCCUCUAUGACACCUUCAGUCUCAUGUCAUCCAUCAUUGAUGCCCCGGUGAAAUAUGGAUAUCCCAAUGCGACUGCUGGCUCCUGCUACGCCGAUGAUGGUACCAGCUGCGUGUGGUGGAAUUCUUUGCACCCUGGCAAGAAAUUCCAUCAGCUGAUGGCGAUUGAUAUUGCCCGCCAUGCCUCCUCUCUUGGAGCAUGGUGA